Entrophospora candida is the source of this 1315-nucleotide messenger RNA. Lineage: Eukaryota; Fungi; Glomeromycota; Glomeromycetes; Entrophosporales; Entrophosporaceae. The record is from the annotation of a GenBank genome assembly.
UAAUGUUAGAAAUUGAACGCGAAAAGGCAGGAAUUGAACGGGAAAAGGCAGGAACUGAACGGGGAAAGGUAGAAAUUGAACUGGGAAAGGUGGGAAUUGAACUGGAAAAACAAAAAAGAAAAAGGAUAGAAGUAGAAAUCCUACCAAAUAAAUGCUUUAUCACAACACAAGGGAUUCAAACUUAUGAACGUGUUGGUGAGGACAUGUGGUGUGAGGCUAGUGUAAGACCCAUUAAUGAACUACUUGAUAAUAUACCAAGGUUUACAAAUGAAGAUAUCCAAUUACUUUAUAAUACCAGAAUCUUCAAAUUAGUUCAUAUGCUCUGUCUAAUACUAAAUUCACAGUUGUUCCUUGGUGAAAGUGAAGACUAUAAUAUACAUGAUACACAUAAAACACGCAAAUUGGGGCAUCAACAACCUGACUAUACCUUAACAAGAAAAAAUGCUGUGCUUUGUUGGUAUCAAACAAUUUUCUUUAUUGAAUUUAAAGGAAACCUAAAUCAAGAUGAACAACUAUAUGGAGGUGUAGGACAACUUCAUGAACGUUUUCUAUCAAUGUUUGAAGCACAGCCAACAAGAUCAUUUGGGUUCUCUAUUCUUACAGAUUUUGAUCAAGGGUUUAUUUUGUUUAAAGCAAUAAAAAAUGAUAAUGGUUUGACAUUUUUGAGAUCGGAGAUUGAACAAAUGGAUGUGGGUCGCAUGAUUUUAUACUGUCUUUUUAGAGCUUUCCCUUCACAACUUGGUAGUAAUCACCUGUUUAAUAUGCCACCUUUUAUUAGUAUUCAUAAUAUCAUAAUAAAGGAUCUACAUAUCAUAAGAUAUAAUUCAAGAUCAAAACCAAUGAUUCUUAAAGGCAUUAUAGAUUCAUAUGGCAGUGAUGUUGUAGCUAAAAUUGGGAGAAAGGAAAGAUUAACACAUGAAUACAAUGUCUUAAAAUUUAUCAAUGAAAGUAUUUCAAAAGGUGAGAUGGGAAUACCACCAGUAAUAGACUAUGGAGAUGUCAUAUUGGAAAACCAGAAUUAUUAUGCAAUUGUAAUACCUUUCUAUCAGAAAUGUUUAGCAGAUCUGCUACCAGAAGAGGCACUUUCCAUUCAUAAUGCUAUAAAAGAUAUAGCCCGAUUUUUAGAGUUAGUUAAAAAUAUAGGUUAUUGUCAUCGAGAUGUGACUCCCAUGAAUAUUUACAUUGAUGAAAAUGGUCAUGGUAUCAUUGCUGAUUGGGGAAUUUCAAUUAGAACAAAUACAACAGUAUCAAAUGGCAGUAUGACCAGAUUUUUUGCAUCAAAUAAUUAUCUUGAUGCUGCUUACAGAGAUGAACA